UACAUGCUUGCUAUAGGGGGCGACACUUGCACACCGGAGCUGAGACGCUCUCACCCGGACCACUAGCACGCGCUCGGACUCAGCCCAGUCACACAGAUUUGUUGUCAUCCAGAAUGAGCGCGCGCUUCACCGCUGCCGGUUACACGCGCGAGCUCUGCAGGACCAGUUCCUCCAAGCUUCGAUAACUUUCUAAGAAAAAAAAGAAGAUUUUUUUUUCCUCCGCUUUAUUUAUUUAAGCAAGCAAAGCCAGCAUGAACUGGACUGCGUUCAACGCCACGGACGGCGGGUUCCACGCCGGGGGCACCGACUCCGUGUCCGCGUGCUGCACUUGGUCCUCAGCUGUCACAGACUCCGGCUUGGCGCAGAGCGGCGCGCACGAGCGCGGCUCCUUCGCCCCGAACAUGGUGCAGGUCGCUGUGAUGUGCGUGCUCGCGCUCACCGUGGUCUUCGGCAUCUUCUUCCUGGGCUGUAACCUGCUGAUCAAAUCCGUGGGAAUGAUCAACUUCCUCGUCACGGACAGAAGAUAUUCCAAGGACGUCGAGGCGGUUAUAGUGUGCUCGUAGUGGAAAGACUCGGAUUUGUUCAUGCUGCUGCUGAGAUCUUUCUCUAAGAUGAUAUGAAGACUGUUUGGACUUGCAUACUGGUGCACAGAAAACUUUAACACCUACAGCUGAAAGGAUAGUCUGCAUUGUGAAAAUGGCAUGAUGACAUUCCCUGGAGUUAACUCUUCUGCAUUAGGUUAUUUAUUAAAAACUGCUAAAUAACUACUUUAUUUUAAUGCAGCAUGGACUGGAAAAAGAUCUUCAAAUGUAUGCAACUGAUUAUACUUAUACUUGUACAUUACACAGUGUCAAUUUGAUUUCGAAACAUUUUGUGCUGCUUAAAACUGUAUCACCUAGUCUUCACCCCUGUAGUACCUAUCUGCAUUAUUUGUACCUGAUUGAUUGCACUUUAAACUUUUAACUCCACCAAAUGGUCACAAUAAUUACAUUUUCUCUAAAAUGAAAGAUGAUGAUGAUGAUGAUUCUUAUUACUGGAAAGAAAAAGUAUACCAUUCAUUAAGAUUUCCCACCAUGCCUGGAAUUUUGCAUCUCAUAGCCUGGAUAGAUGUUAUUUAGACAAAUACUUGAUCUAUCAAGGCUCCUAAAUGAAAAAAAAAAAGAGUAUUUAAAAGAAAUCUACUUUUUCAGAGUAGUUUUUACUUCACCAUUAACUGACAAUAUGAUAUAUGAUAUAUAAAAUAUGAUCAGGUUUUAUUCUCUACUGGUGGUUCUACUGUAACAGUUCACUUAUAUAAACUCAUUUGUCAAUCUUUUCAUUUAUAAAGAAAUAAUAUAAUACAUGUUGUAACCUAUUGGAUUGCCAGCUUGUUGUGUAAAUACUAAAACCCGCACACUGGGUCGUGUACAACCCGUUAACAGCAGCACAAACAUUAAGUCAUUUCCAUUGUACAUGAUCAUUUGUGUUCUCUCCAUGGCAUUAAGGUUGUGAUUACCAUUAAUUCACUGCGAAUUCUUUGUCAUCGUUGCAGUAAAUGAGGCCGCAGAAUGAAGGGAAAUUAACUUGGAGUUAAAAUAAAAUUAGUGGCCACAGCAACUGGACAAAUACAAUUAUGCAUCUGUAAUUAUGUGAAAUGAUCAUUGUCUCCUAACUGAUUAUUGCUAAGAAUAAAACUAAACUGAUGUAACUGUGCACCUGUUAAUAAACCCUAUUUGAAUUAGA
This is a messenger RNA of Pangasianodon hypophthalmus (striped catfish), 1722 nucleotides long. RefSeq names its product reprimo, TP53 dependent G2 arrest mediator candidate b (gene rprmb). NCBI's taxonomy places the organism in Eukaryota, Metazoa, Chordata, Actinopteri, Siluriformes, Pangasiidae. Bases 252 to 563 code for a protein of 103 amino acids. The record is from RefSeq and is a predicted model, not a curated record. The transcript has a single exon.